AUGAAGUCCCUCAUCAUCGUCACCACCCUCGCCCUCGCCGGCCUAGCCGCCAGCGAAAGCCGCACCUCCGCGCCCUCCGGCUGCAUCACCGUCGCCAAAAGCGGCGGCUCCUACAGCACCAUCCAAGCCGCGGUAGACUCCCUCUCCACCAGCGACUCAGCCGACCAGUGCAUAUUCCUCUCUCCGGGGACCUACUCCGAGCAAGUCUUGAUCAGCACGCGCGCCGCCCGCCUCACCAUCUACGGCUCCACCCCGGACACAUCCAGCCACGCCAGCAACAGCGCGACCAUAACCUCCAAGCGCAGCCAAAAGGACGGCCUGUCCAACGACGAGACGGCCACCCUCCGCGUGAAGGCGGCGGACUUCCGCCUGUACAACGUGGACGUGGAGAACGCGUACGGCGAGGGCAGCCAGGCGGUGGCGCUGAGCGCCGACGCCGACAGCGGGUACUACGGGUGCCAGUUCCGCGGGUUCCAGGACACGGUGCUGAGCAACAAGGGCAGCCAGCUGUUCGCGCGGUCGCUGGUCCAGGGCGCGACGGACUUCGUGUUCGGGAUGGAGGCCGCGGCGUGGUUUGAGAAGACGGAUGUGCGGGUGCUGAAGACGUCGCUGGGGUAUAUUACUGCCAACGGAAGAGACUCCAGCUCCAACCCCUCGUACUACGUCUUCAACAACUGCGACGUCUCCGCCGCCUCUGGCAGCAGCGUGCCGGGCGGGGCGUACUACCUCGGGCGGCCGUGGCGCGAGUACGCGCGCGUCGUGUUCCAGAACACGGCCCUCAGCAGCGUCGUCAACGCCGCGGGCUGGCACGCCUGGAGCGACAGCGACCCCCGAACGUCCGGCGUCCUCUUCGGCGAGUACAAGAACUCUGGCGACGGCGCCGCGGCUGCGAGCGCGCGUGCCGAGUUCGCGAGCGCGCUGGAGAAGCCGGUGGGGAUUGCGGAGGUGCUGGGGAGUGGGUAUAGGAGCGCGGGGUACUAUGAUGCUGAGUAUAUGUGA
Molecule: messenger RNA, 999 nt
Organism: Hypoxylon fragiforme
Lineage: Eukaryota; Fungi; Ascomycota; Sordariomycetes; Xylariales; Hypoxylaceae
Product: pectinesterase
Exons: 2
Coding region: 1-999 (332 amino acids)
Biological process (GO): cell wall modification
Molecular function (GO): pectinesterase activity
Source: RefSeq, a predicted model, not a curated record